AACGUGGUGCUAGUGCCCAGGUCACGUGACGCCUAUUAUUCCGCCAUCUUGUCACCGAGGAGAGUAGGAACGCUGCGAGUGAGACGGCGAGAAACCUUCUUGUUCGCGAUCCGUGCAGUGAAUUUACGGAGAAAAGAAAAUGGCAGCAGAAACACAAACCCUUAACUUUGGGCCUGAAUGGCUUCGUGCAUUGUCAAGUGGUGGGAGUAUUACCUCCCCACCCCUCUCGCCAGCAUUGCCAAAGUAUAAGUUAGCAGAUUACCGUUACGGAAGAGAAGAAAUGCUAGCACUUUAUGUAAAGGAUCUCAAGAUUCCCGUGGAUCUAACUGAUAAGGAGUUUCUUCCUAUUUUACAAGAGGAGCCCCUACCACCUUUAGCACUUGUACCUUUUACAGAAGAAGAACAGAGAAAUUUUUCUAUGUCUGUAAAUAGUACAGCAGUACUAAGAUUAAUGGGACGAGGUGGAGGAACAGUGGUUGGGGCAUCAAGAGGUAGAAGUUCCUCAAGAGGUAGAGGUCGAGGGCGAGGUGAAAGUGGUUUUUACCAAAGAAGUUUUGACGAAGGUGAAGGGGGUUUUGGUCGAGGAGUUCGAGAAAUGCACAGAUCACAGAGUUGGGAGGAAAGUUUGCGUCAGUAUCUUCUUGAAUAAUUGCCAAGUGAGCUAUGUGCCAUACGUCUAUCCAGAAAUUCUAAAUUCAACAUCAUGGGUUUGUUGGAGCCCUUAAUUUAGACUCUCAAAUCAUACAACCCAGAUGGAGGGUAUUCGGCCUUGGCUGAUUGUUUGAAAGAGCAACC
Rhincodon typus (whale shark) is the source of this 795-nucleotide messenger RNA. RefSeq names its product GRB10-interacting GYF protein 2-like. Gene Ontology annotation, cellular component: membrane; vesicle; perikaryon. The record is from RefSeq and is a predicted model, not a curated record. The transcript is spliced from 7 exons. The coding region runs from base 140 to 649 and encodes 169 amino acids. Gene Ontology annotation, biological process: insulin-like growth factor receptor signaling pathway. NCBI's taxonomy places the organism in Eukaryota, Metazoa, Chordata, Chondrichthyes, Orectolobiformes, Rhincodontidae.